Capronia coronata CBS 617.96 is the source of this 1128-nucleotide messenger RNA. RefSeq lists its product as uncharacterized. The transcript has a single exon. The coding region runs from base 1 to 1128 and encodes 375 amino acids. The record is from RefSeq and is a predicted model, not a curated record. NCBI's taxonomy places the organism in Eukaryota, Fungi, Ascomycota, Eurotiomycetes, Chaetothyriales, Herpotrichiellaceae.
AUGGCUUUCCCCGCCGACGCUUCUGGUUUCGGACUAUCAGGAGCUGGAGCAGAAGGGGCCGCAGCCGCAGCAGCAGCACCGCUCCCGCCACCGGAGCCAAUCACGAUCCCACAAGCCAUCAACGACCUCCUCUUAAUUCUGCUACAGGUCCGCCAUCGGCUCAAGACGCUGAUCGACUGGUACAUCUACCCGGAGAUCGUGCCGAACGAGAUCCAAGCGUACGACCCACGACUGGUGAUUCUACAAUCGCGCCUCAAAUCGCUCGCCACGUUAUCCUACACGCAGCUGCCGUACCUGAUCGACGACUCGGACGGUCUAGCAGCACAGUAUCUGAUGGGGAUCGUCGGACAACUGCUCAACGCGAUCCACGGGAUCCAGAGCAUCUUCGUGAACCACUACGACCGCGACCUCGAGGAGCGCCGCCCGUUCGCGAGCAUCUGGGAGACGCUGAACUAUCGCGAGGACCAGCUGAAACAGGUGCCGGGUCUGUCGCCCAGCAACCCGCGCCGGCUGCGGCCCGAAGACCUCCGCGCCAGCGACGGUACCAGCACGCACGAGCUGGGCCGGGCCUUCUGCCGCGGCGCCCUGCAGAUCAGCAACAACCGCGACCGCGGCCGCAUCUCGUUCGUCGACCGCAAGGACCUGGCCGGCGAGAAGUACGAGCAGCAGAAACUCAAGGCGUUCGGCGGCGCCUUUCUCCACUGGGAGUGUCGCGACGGCCAGUGUGCGUAUCGAGUGCGCUAUCAUGUCGCCAGCAGCGUCACGUCCAACAUCCACACCACGGACGAGAUUCGCGAACAUGACCGCCUCGCCGUGCAGUAUCGCUCUUCGUUCCUGGCCAAGUCCCAUCUCUACCUGCCUGCUGCUGUCGGUCAUAAGCAGCAGCAGCAACAACAGAAAACGUCGCUCAAGUAUGGCUGUGUUUUCUGUUUCGCUACUACUCGACAUCAUCAAUUGGUCCGGGGUUACAGCGCGUUCGCCACAGCGCGUGACCUGAUCGCACAUAUCGCUCUGGAACACCGCAACCCUCUGCCGCCGAGUCUGAUGCUGCAUCGAUUUCUGGUCGCCGUGAAUGGGAAGGCGCUUGAUGAUCGGAAAAGAUGGGAUUUGAAUCUCCUCAAGGAUUGA